AUGUUAAGGGAUUUUCAAACACCACACAUGUCGUCGUCAUCAGGAGGACUUGCUCCUGGCGAUGUGACGGCACCGAAUCCACUACAUAAUACGAGUAAAUAUAAGGUGUAUGUACAAGCAGUCGAUCGUGCUCUGAAGACCUUUGAAAAUCCUAACGAAUGGGCUGAUCUCAUUUCAGCACUUGCCAAACUAGCCAAGGUGUUCCAAUCUAAUGCCAAGUUCGGAGACAUUCCUAAACCCGUUACUGUCGCCAAGCGAUUAUCACAGUGCCUUCAUCCUGCUCUACCAAUGGGUAAAGAUUUGAAGAGUUCGCAGGGUUUGUUCCCCUUGCUUAAUCUGAAUUUCAACAUUUUCGAACACUACCUUCUUCCUCUGGGUCAAAAUCUAAAACCGGCUUUGCCAGGCUUUUUUGCUGGAGUGUUGUUGGGUCUGGAAGAAGGCACAGAAUUCUAUGAGAGGUCGCUAUCCGUACUCGAUCGUGUUUGUGAGGGUGUUGGCGAGCGUGCGUUUUUUGCAUGCCUUUGGCAGGCCGUCCUGGGAUCUCCAUCUGUACGACUUCCAGCGAUGCUCUACGUAAACGCAAAAUUCGACAAGACGCGAACGCUCGAUGAUCAAAUCGCAAUUGUUGGUGACCACGUGAAUCACAUGGUUGCCGCUCUCUGUGCUACCGCCAGCGAUUCCGGUUCGCCGUUGGUUCAGCGGAAUUUGUUGGAUUUCUUGUGUGCAGCGUUUCCUCUAGACAGCACCAAUUUAACAAGGGAAGAUUUCGUACAGUUACUAAUGCGAUGUAUUUUCGUUGUGUUACGACGUGAUAUGUCUCUAAACCGGCGUCUUUACACCUGGUUAAUGAACCCAACUGGAGGAAACGUAGCUAUCAGUAGCAUUCCUGUUGGCGAUGAGGGAGUGGAGUCGACGUUCUUCAAUGACAAAGUUCUGCCGCUCAUUGUGGAAGCGCUGACUGAAUACCUUAAGCUCGAUAUAAUCGAAAUUCCUCAGUCCUCAUCGAAUGCAUGGGCGCAUGGUUGGGGAGGACAGCGGGAAAGUGAGCAGCAUCAAUUUGCUGAAGUACGAGUUUGCCGCUUGUUGCUUUAUCUUCAAGAUCGCGCUGACAUUGGUGGACCCGUUCUCAACAAAGUUUUCCCGCUGUUUCUGGUGUGUGUAUCAAACGUCCAUGAGCGGUUAACGACUGAAAGUGUUCAGGUCAAAAGAAUAUUAUCGAAGUUUGCACCAGGUUACUCGGAGAGAUAUCUCAAGGCGGAGCAUUUGAACCCAGUGUGCAUUCUUUGGUGUCCAAUGUUCGUUAUUAUUUCUAGAGGUGAAGGUAUCCACCCAACAACAGUGUUGUUGAAGCCGUUGCUGUUCGCGCAGCAACUCCAUCAGUUGGAGCGAGAACGAGUUUUUGAGCGCUGCGGACUAGCAGUAUGGCGAGGGCUUGGUUCUUCGCAGUGCUCGCAAGAGCACGAGCGGCUAGCUCGAUUAAUGGCACUGUUGCACUCACGAAGACCCAACGAACCAAGCAGCGAUAUGGAACACAUAAUAGUUUCUGCACUGACCAGCAGCGAUGCGAUGAUCAGUGCAGAAGCUGCUCAGACAUUCCAUCGCAUGUGGAUGUUGACACGUACAGGGGAUGAACAGCCUCCAUUGUGUUCGAAGCCUUUCAACAGAGCGGUUAUGUUGCUACUGGGAGUGUUGGCUGAUGAGUCUGUGUCACGAGCUCGAACCGAACUGAAGAGUGCUGCUGCCGCAUGGUUCAUUGACUGUGCCAAGCAUAAUGAUCUCCCAAGAAUCGUGCAGAUGCUCGCAACGAUGCUGAUGAAUCCAGUCACGGCUCGAAUUUCAAUCCAAUAUGUCUGGCAAGAAGCAAGGUUGACUAAGGAUCAGUUUGCGUCGAUGCCAUCGGAUGUCUCCGUAGUGACUUUGGUAACGUCAGAUGGAAAACAACGACUAUAUCACUUUGAUGGUCCGGUGACAGACGGGGCUUGGCAGAGCGAUUUACGGAAUCGCCUUCUCUUGUCUUCUGAAGCAGAUCCUUCUGAUUCAGAGCAAGGUGUUUCUACGUGUGUCGCUCCUGGUGGAGAUAUCCCAAACUUCGAUGAUGACACAGAUUCUCUUGACACGCUUUCGAUCUCCAUGGAUGGUGUUGAAGCUGGCGUUGUGGAAACGCUACAGUACCUGAUUGACUGUGUUGUGGAGGAGGAAGACAGCGAACUCGAUCAUCAGCACCGACUAGAAUCUGCUCUGGCCAAUGCUCCUCCAGAGGGAGGAGCUGUGAUCUUUAGAGCUGAUGAGGAGUCUGAGGCGGAGCGGUCUUCCUCAAUAUCCGCAAGCACAGCACGGCCUCGGCAUGAAAGCGGCGAGCGACCGGCACCGAUCGUCAGUGAUCCAGUCGCCCGGUUCAAGAAGGGGCACCGUCGGCAAGAUUCUCUUCAGGAGAGCAUAUUCAGCAUGACAGAAAAGGAUCUCAAAACUUUCGAUACAACUGAGCUCUUACGACCGUCAGUGGAAGGUGGUGUAGACGGAGUCAGUCUUUUCCACGAGUUGCAUGUUCACAUGCUGUUGUACGGGGAAAGUGGACGUGUUGUGGAUUUGGGUCGAGCCGAAACCGCCUUUCGUAUACUAACUGCCUUGUUAUGUCCCAGAGGUUCUCCUGUAACGAAUCGUAUGCUUUUGAGUUGCUUAGUCUCUUCUGGAACUGCCUCUCAGAAUGGAGAAAGCAUUGGUACUAGUUCCACAUUGACAGUGUCACUAGUUGAUUUGAUGGCGAAGCACGUUCGAGCCAUACUCGGACAACAUUUCUGGGGUGUCACUGGCGAAGAAGAUGUCUCCAAACAACGGCAUCUCACGCUGUUAGAGCUUCUGAUCACGAUCUCGCUGCACUUCCUGCGAUCAUUCUUCUUGAACUCACCGAUCUGUCCUGUCACCCAGUCGGAUUUGGUGAUGGCCUGGAAGUGCAAAAUAGCAGCGCUUGACUUCUUGUCAGAACUACUGGGAGAGCUUAGUGGUAUGAUUUGUGAGCAGCAAUCGCGACCAUUUGUUACGUUCGUUCAAUCUGUUCUGUCAAGAUCGAAAUUACAAAAGUGUCUAUUACAUCUGCUGCUCACGGCGGUUCACGAUCCAAGGACCAGUGCAGAAGCAGGACAAGUAAUGCCUCUGUCUGUGUCGAUUGCUGAGUUCAACGAAGGUGGAUCAUCCAACAUGGGAAGCAAAUUAGCAGGGCUUUUGUCAGCAUACAAUCGCUCACUGUUAGGUGUUACUGCCCAAGCGAUUCGUCUUGAGAGCGACAUCAAGAAUGGAUACUCCUCAUUUGGAGACGUGAACACUUCUGGUAUGUUGACAAAUCGACUGAGCAUUGCGCAGCAGAUCUACAAUACACCUGCACAUCGGGGAACUCUGCGAGAGCCUAGUCCAUCGUUGGUUGAACUUCGAGCUUUCCUGCUGAUCGUUUUGAAUGCUUUGAAAAAGCGCCCAGAACGGCAUGAGAUGUGGUUCCAGUUCGUUGUUCAAAUUCUGCCGUGGAUGGAGAGAUCGCUAGCAACUGUUAUGGUGCGAGUCGUUGAACAGCUUUGUAAGAAUAUCGAGACAGCUAUAAGUGUGUGUUACCCGAAUAUCAAGGAUACAGACAGCGCGCUGUCACCUGUUCCGGAUAAUGCAUGUGAUUAUCCUGCCUGUUUCAUCACAAUGACCUUGGAGACGAUUACAACUUUGGUGCAUUUUUGUGUCAUCGAUGCUCAUGCUGCUGGCUCAACUAUUCAAGCCACAACACCUAGUCCUGUGGCCCCAAGCAGCGGAGGUGGUGGUAGUGGCAUGGUUGGGCAGGUAGUGGCUGGGCUAUUAUUUUGGAGAGGAGCGGAGGCGAUGGCUGUGAUUCCUGGUACCAAAGGUGCUACUGAGCUGUUUUCCAAUCUUGUCAAGGUGUUCAGCUUUAGCGAUUCAACUUCGAAUGGUGGCGUGAAUCUUUCCAAAAUGGACGGCUCUCGUGGUAGUAUAGCUUUACGACAAGCUCGUAAUGAUAUGCUCACAUCACUUCCUCAUGCUCUUGCUACUAUUUGUGAUUUAUGGACUGUGGUGAGAAGCAAGGAGGAACCACGUCUGCCGUUAGGAUCACCACAGCAUCUUCGACGAUUGAUACUUGAUCUGCUUUCACCCAUAGCUCAACAUCACCAGCAAGCUUUCCUCACAGCGCUUUCUCUGGUAUGGCUGACUCGCUCUGGAGCAGGCGCUUCAUCCUUAAAGAAGCUGGAUCCAGAUCAGCGUGAUAGUUCGCUAUUGCAGCCUAGUUUCCACUAUACACCUGUUCAACACGAUAUAGCAAACCUGCUGCUGAGUCUCAAAGUGAUAUCGUUUGAAGAGCUGAUAGCAGCUGUUAAUGAAACGCUAAAGGAAGUGGGAGUGAAAGCAACAAAGCUUGGAGCUGGUGAGAAGGCAACGUUCCCCACUGAAGCACCUUUGCUUGAGCUGGUACACGGCUGCAUAAAGGCAUUACCAACAGCACAGCUGCGAGCGUGUUGGUCCCCUUUCCAAUCAUUGUUUGCUGAUGCUCCACUUGCCAAUUUGCCACCACGUGCAGUAUUUCUUCUGUAUAUAAUCCUGUGCGACUAUGUGCGAUGUGCUGGUGCGUCUUAUAUCGUUGAAGAUAAGACGAUGUCCCGAGCUGUGCAAGAUGCGGUUCAAAGGCUGACGGAAGCUGUAAAUGCUAUCGUUGGUUGGCAGCUGGAAACAACUACGUGGUUGAAAAGGACGCUCGUUGUCAAACACGACCAAGGCCCUCGUUCACAAGAUGCUAGUCCCUCAGUGGAAACGAGCACGCCGCUGAAUACUCCACUGCCUUCAUUGAACCCAUCAGAGCAAAACUCCAUGCGUGGUUCGACGCUUUCGCUGAUGACACGACCUUCUUCGUUGGAUACCGGUAGCAAUAUUGCUUCCCUCACUGAGAAGAAGAGCAGUUCCAACUUACGUGGCUCCGUGAAGGACAGUAACAACAACAAAAGAGAUCCAGCUCAUAGCACGCAGGCACUUUUUAUACUGGCAGAGAAUUUGGCCGAAUUAGUAGAUUCCGUGUGCAAGAGUGACGAUAAAGAGCGCUUGUUACCUACGCUGCAUGCCGUAUGGGGGAAUGUGGUUCCCUAUUUGAAAGCAAAGAAUGCUCGCAAUUCUCGGUUUUUCCUUGCAUCUUCGCAACUUUUGGCUUCGAUGAGCUCCUUCAGUUAUAUGCGUCCUGUUUGGAAGAAGACCACGCUAGAGUUGUUACUUGAUUCAUCAUUCUUCAAAAUGGAUAUGCAGUCUUUGAAGCAGUGGUUGAUUGUGACAGAUCAUCUUAUGACGCAUGAUAAGACCUCAUUCAAGGACUUGCUGAAAAGCAUAGCCUACACACCGAAUGCGUCGUUCAGCAUCAUGACAUCAAAAGAGCAGGAGUACGAAGCGAGAGCUCAGGCGGUGAAGAGAUUGGCAUUUGUUGUUAUGGGAUCUGAGUUGGAUCAGUAUCAAGGACAAAUGAACGAUAUUCAAGAGCGUUUGUCAGAAAAUCUUCGAGUCUCACAGUCACCAUCAAUACGGUCGGCAGUGUUUCUAUGUAUUCGAGUACUUCUGUUACGUUUGCGGCCACCCAGUCUGGUCGGAAUAUGGCCCAUUAUGAUUACUGAAUUGUUCGGCAAACUUACACCGGAGGAAUUGGAGCACCUGUCGCCGUCGCUAUGUGGAAUGAAGAUGUUAACAAGUUUUGAAGAACUGCGACCAUUCUUUUAUGCGCUCGCCACGCAAAGCAAAGCAUUGCCAGGAAUUCAUCAGAAUUCUGGGAAUGAAUCGUCAUUUCUCACCGGAUCACUUUCAUACAAAAACGCUGUAAAUCGUUUGGAACAUGCUCUCUGUGUGGAUUUCGCUGAACAUUGGCAGCUUUAG
Ostertagia ostertagi is the source of this 5895-nucleotide messenger RNA. The record is from the annotation of a GenBank genome assembly. Lineage: Eukaryota; Metazoa; Nematoda; Chromadorea; Rhabditida; Trichostrongylidae.